CGGAGCACGUGCUGCGGGAGCGGAAGUGCGGCAAGUAGGGCGGUGGCGCGGGUGGGUGCUGAGGGCAGGAGCCUCCACCUCGUGGGGUAGCAGCGUGCCCCAAGAGAGGGACUUGGGAUGCAGAGCUUCCUGAGGCUGCUGAGGGACAGAGGGGAUGCUGAGCCACCACUGGCGGAGUUGGUGACUCUUGCAGGCAGGCUGUGUCGGGACCUCCAGGAUGACCCUGCCCAGGUACAGCCCUUGGUCACGGCUGUGUUGGAUAGUCAACUCCGCCUGCACCUUCUGGACAAUGCGGACGUGGCCCUCGUGUGUGCCCGAGUGCUGGCCCAGCAGGAGCAGCAUCAGGCUGCCUGCCGGGUACUGGAGGGUUGCCAGGUGCCUGGAGGCAGCCAGGAACUGGUACAACUCUGGAACGACAUUCACUAUCGCCUGGUCAUGAAGCGGCUGGGCGUGGUGGCACUGACCCCAGUGCAGAAGUUCCGCUGCAGAAAGAGGAAUCCACCACCUCCCUCCCUCUGCCCUGGUGGCCUCAAGAGCCGGAACUUCCCCAGAGAGGUUCGCCAGAAGCUGCACGACUUUGCCUCUGGCGUGAGCCCCAAUCCCAGCAAGGUGGAGAGGGAGCACCUGGCCUUGGAGACGAGCCUGACGGUAGAGCAAGUGUACAACUGGUUCGCCAAUUAUCGGCGGCGCCAGAGGGCUCUUGUCCAGCGCCUGGAGCCAGCGCCAGUGGACGCAGCAGAGGACCCCAAGGCGAAGGGCAGGGGUUCGGACCUGCCCCGGCCCGCAGGACAGCCCCACCUGGGCCCUGGCUGCGUGGACGGGCCUCGGUGGCCAGGAACAGAGGAAGAUGAGCCUGUACCGUUCAGGGAGACCACUCAGGGGCCUUGGGAGUCUCUGGCCCUGGCCCCAGACUUUUCUGGAGAUGAGACUAUAAUGAAGCCAUUGCCUCCCAGGUCUCUGCUGGGUGGUGAGAUGUAUCAGGAGGGGCCUGGCCACAAUCCUGCCACUCUGCCCCACAUCUGCCCAGGCCCUGGCCUCUGCCCUCUGACUGCUGGCAGUGACAUGCUGGACCCUUCUCUGGUUGCCCCUGAGUCAUGGCUGAUGUCCCUUGCACUGGCGUCCUCCAAGGAAGUUUCCUUCCAGACUGGGCAGCUGGUCCAUGGGCAUGGGUUGGACUGCAUGAUGCACCCUGCAGAUGCCGCUGUGGGUGUGUCGAUCACUGCCCUUGGUGAACCCAACUCCACAGGAUUCACUGACUCACCUGUUAGCAACCCCCAGAGUAUGUACCUGGAAGAAGGUGCAGGCACCAGCGGUGGCCAGAUAGAGCAACGGGCGGGUAGCUUCCUACUCACACAGACCCCAGCACAGCCUCCUGAGUUCAUCUUAACCCAGAGCCUCCUGGAGCUGGCCCCAGGCCCUUCCUUCUCCAGCCGUAUCUCUACUGUGGACUUGGGCCAGCCCUUGCCUUCCAGCCAGGUGCAGUGGCCUGAUGGCCAGGCCUCCAGCGAUGCCUUCUGGGGAGCCAGGAUGCUUCUUGAGCUUUCAGGGGGCAGCCUGGGUUGAGAUGUCCCUUUAGGGUGUCCAGCCAGUGCCUCAGGGGAGCAGAAAGAACAAGCAGGAGAAGCCACAGAGGGAUAAGGAGAAGCAGACUCCCCGCUGAGCAGGGAGCCCCAUGUGGGGCUUAAUCACAAGACCCUGGGAUCAUGAUCUGAGCCGAAGGCAGAUGCUUCACCAACUGAGCUAGCCAGGCACCCCAUCUCUGUUUUCAAAACCUUUUUUAUGCUAAAAGGAAAUCCCAUCACCCACAACUCAUUUGCUUCCCACUUCCCUUUGACCUCUGGAAUCCUAUAAUCUGUGGCUUUUUGUGUUCCCUUCUUUCUCUUAGUGGAAUGUGUUUUAGGUUCAAACACUUACCUCGAUCACUCUUAUGGCCGACUGUUACUCUACUGUGUGGACCUACCGCAGUUUUUCCAUUCCACUUCCGACAGACAUUAGCUUUGCUUUCAUCUUUCCACCGUGGUGAAUACUGCUUCUACGACCAUCCAUGUACAAGUUCUGGUUUGAAUACCUGUGUUCAUUUGUUUGUAUGUAUAUUCCCAGAAGUGGUAUUGCUAAAUCAUUUGCUAAUUCUGGGUUUAGCUUUUUGAGAACCUGCAAAACUGUUUUCCAUAUUGACUACAAUACUUUAUGUUAUCAUCAUCAGUAUACUAGGGUUCUAAUUUCUCCAUAUCCUCACCAACUCAUGUCAGUAUCUUUUUUUUCUUAACAUAUUUCCAUGUGUCUAUUGGCAUUGGAUUUAGCAAUCAUUUCUUGGGUGUGAUUAACAAAAGCACAGGUAAUAAAAAAGUAAAUUGGACUUUAUCAAAAUUACAAACUUAGGAGUACCAAAGGACAAUAUCAAGAAACUAAAAAAAUAAUCAAUGGAAUGGGAGAAAAUGUUUGCAAAUCAUACAUGUGAUAUGGGUUCAGUAUGCAGAAUAUAUAAAAGGAUUCUUACAACUCAACAACAAAAGUGUGCAAGAGAGAUUUGCUGUGGCUUCCUCAGAGACAUUUUGUCUUCGAUAGUGGGCAUAAUCUGUUUCUGACUUUCUCUGUGUUUAUCUGUACUUUGUCAUGUAAUAAUUCAGUGCAAG
Canis lupus familiaris (dog) is the source of this 2633-nucleotide messenger RNA. It is a transcript of the gene ANHX, whose product is annotated as anomalous homeobox. Bases 118 to 1563 code for a protein of 481 amino acids. Gene Ontology annotation, cellular component: nucleus; transcription regulator complex. NCBI's taxonomy places the organism in Eukaryota, Metazoa, Chordata, Mammalia, Carnivora, Canidae. Gene Ontology annotation, molecular function: RNA polymerase II cis-regulatory region sequence-specific DNA binding; DNA-binding transcription factor activity, RNA polymerase II-specific. The transcript is spliced from 11 exons. The record is from RefSeq and is a predicted model, not a curated record. Gene Ontology annotation, biological process: regulation of transcription by RNA polymerase II.